AUGGAGGCCCAGAGGUUAAACGCCGGGUCCUACCUGGCUGAUACAGCGUUAGUAAAGCCAUUAAACACCAGGGUUUAUGGUAUGGACACAACAUGUGAUGUCUGUGUACUAAAUCAAGUUGAAAGUUGCACAGAAAACGUUGAAAUAGCCUGCGAAAAAGGGUCUAAAACCAAAGUUGUGAAGGGGACCAUCUGUAUACACCAAGUAUGUGGUGUGUUCAGGCAUGCUUAUUGCACUAUAGGAGGUCGAUGGGUUGAUCAAGAUGGGAAAGAAGUGAGACGAAAUGUUGACCAAGAAUGUAAUGAUGAAGAAUACAAGUUCGAUCCUAAAAACAAAGUCCGUGUAAAGAGAGGAUGGUUCCGUAGAAGAUCACCACCUCCUCCUCCUCCUCCUCCACCCAACUGUGGACAACCUGGCACUAUAGCGCAUACGAGUUUAUACGUGACAAGUACAUCACAAGGCGGCGUGGCCACAUACACGUGUCACUCUGGUUACGGACAUACAGCGGGCUUCUUGACACGUACCUGUCAAUCAAAUGCACGAUGGUCUGGCAGUCCACCAACAUGUUCAUAUAUGAAUUCUUGUAGCAGCAGUCCAUGCAAGAAUGGAGGCACGUGCAGAAAUAUUCCUAACUCUUUUACAUGCAGUUGCCCGAGCAUUUGGAAAGGCUCGCGAUGUGAAAUCGAUACCAACGAAUGUGCCUCAACAUCGCUGAACAAAUGUAAUCAAAAAUGUAGUAACACCUAUGGUUCUUUCACGUGUUCAUGUAAUACCGGGUAUCGUCUGCUUCCUGACAGGCAUACAUGCACAGAUAUCGACGAGUGUGCUGAGAAAACUUCCGGAUGUGCUCACGCAUGCGCAAAUACAGCUGGUUCUUUCACAUGUUCCUGUAGAGAGGGUUUCGAAUUAUCAUCAGAUGGAAAAUCUUGUCAAGACAUUGACGAAUGUGCACGAGGAACUUCCGGUUGUGAACAAAGCUGUUCCAAUACGGCUGGUUCUUUUACUUGUUCUUGUAAAACGGGAUAUAAGCUCGCAAUCAACGUGAAGUCUUGCGCAGACGUAGACGAGUGUACAGACGGAGCUGCAAAAUGUGAUGUAUAUUGUACAAACACAGAGGGGCCAUAUCGCUGCUCAUGUGAGAAAGGGUAUGUGCUCAAGGCAGAUGGCAAAACGUGUGAAGACCAGGACGAGUGUGCCACAGGAAAUGGGUCAUGUGAUCAAGUGUGUGUUAAUCAACCUGGUUCAUUUACUUGUGAAUGCCACACAGGGUAUAUGCUUUCAACUGACGGACGCGCAUGCGCAGACAUAGAUGAAUGUAUAAAAGAUGUUGAUGGUUGUUCUCAAAAUUGUACGAAUACAGAGGGAUCUUUUCAGUGUAGUUGCCUAAGUGGGUAUGAGUUACAACCAGAUCAGAAAACUUGUACAGAUACGAAAUCUAAUUCCUAUCAGUUGAGCGGUAUGUUGUUGCUGGGAAUGCUGUUGCUUGGUAUGUUGUUGUUUGGUACGUUAUUACGGGAUAUGUUAUUACGUGGUACGAUGUUGUUUGGUAUGUUGUUGCUUGACACUAUUUUGUUUGGUAUAUUUUUGCUUGGUACGAUGUUGCUGGGUAAGUUGUUGCUUGGUACGUUGCUGUUUGAUACGAUGUUGCUUGGUACGAUGAUGCUGGAUAUUGACGACUGUAAAGGAAUUAUAUGUCAACAUGGCGGCACAUGUCGGGACGGUUUGAAUUUCUACUCUUGCACAUGUGUAGAAGGAUAUACAUCAACCCAUUGUGAGAAGGAUGUAAAUGAGUGUUCCAUUCAUAACGGGGGAUGUCAGGAUGCGUGUAUAAACACAGACGGCUCAUACCACUGUGGAUGUUAUGAUGGUCGGCAGUUGAAGCCUGAUGGCCGCUCGUGUUCCGGAGGUGAUCGUGACACCGUAUUUGAACGAUUUGUAAUUGCUGAUGGAAAAUUACCAAAGGCUUGUUUUAUGCUGCCACUGGCACAUUGUACAGAUGGCAAGGGCCUUGGCACCCAGCUCACCUCUACAUCAGAAUGGUACAGUCUCACAGCAGAUUCUGCAACGUCCUUUACCUUGGGAAUAGCAUUUAUCAAGGUCAAUGACUUGUCGUUACCUGUAUCAAUUGAAGGCCUUGAAGUUACAGUUUCCUCGGACGAAUUUCAGCUCAGUUAUGGUACCAAAUACAACUCCAGUGAAGGAACCAUUAUUAAAAAUGACGAAACACCAGAAAAUUGCAAAUCAUUUGAAUUUGUUGAAUCAGAUAUAUUUGAAUUUAUAUCGGCUGGUUCCUUUUUGAAAACGUAUUUGCUGAACUUGUUCCCGGCUUUACCAAACUGGAUCAAAUUUGAAAAGACGCGCGAGUCAGUUUUAGCCAUCCAAGAUCUGAGGAGCGAUUUAGUUUACGGAAGACACAUGGAACAAACUGCGUGGUGCGAGGGGGCACCUGUUCUUCAAGAUCAUCUUUACAGUGUAUUCAGAUUUGGUUCAGCAUUUUCUCUAGAAGUUAUGGGAGACAAAAUAAAAGUUCCAAAUCCUCUAGCGGGUGAUAAAUUUUGCUUCAUUAUUGACCUAUGCCACAGCAACGGUGGUAGUAUAUUUUUCAUGGUACCCGAAGAAUCGAGAAAUCUCCUGGAGAGCAUAAAUGUGUUCAAACUGCUUAAACAGGAAGACCAAUUGACCAUUCAUCCAAGAGGCAUUGGUAUUUCUAUAGUGAAUGGGAUUAGCGUUAACCACGAUACAACAGAGCUCCAGUUAUGGAAUGGAGACACCAUGUUUCAGUACCCAGUAUUUCCAAAGGGAGAUUUUUGGAUAGGAGCCGAUGUUGUUAAAAAUGAUACAAAACUAUUGGUGGAAGGAAGUGCAGAUAUAUUUAUCGGCUUGCCAAACAUAGAAAUAAUGCUAACAUCCAUAUUUCUAGAUGAGUGGAGUGGAUACGUGCGCCUCACAUUGUCAGCAUCACCUACACUAAAAUUCAAACUUUUUGGGAACCAAUAUGCAGUAACGUUCAAAAAUCUUGUUACAUCUGAAAUGAAUCUCUACCUUUCCGUUGGCGGUCCUCAUCGUGUUUGGUGUGGGGAGAAGGCCAAUCCACCAGGGUUCUUCUUUUCUCUCCGGCUGGAAAUCAAUCCAUUUAAGGGUGUUCCGAUGUUGGCAGACUGGGGUAUCUCAAAUACUCACAAAGCAUACGGAUUUGUUACCUACGAGCCUCCUCAAGCAGUCCUUGAUAUCAACAUUAAAGAAGAUAUACUGAACUUCAAAGAUAUAUUAGAUCGACUGAAAGUUCGUUUUAGAAUAGAACUUAAAAAGCUAGGCAUCAUUUUUAGGAAUACGACACUAACCUUGGCUGAUGAUAUUGAAAUCAACAUUGAAACAAUGAAAAGUCUUGUAUCCGUUCUUUUGGAUGAUAUUCUAUCAGGGGACUGGAAAGAAAAGAAACGAAUUUUAGAGCAACUAUGGCAAGAAUUCCAAAAAGUAGAACACAAAGUUAAAUUAUUCUCCGAUGACACAGAAUUUAUAGCUCAGAAUGCGUAUAAGAACCUUACAAAUAUCAUUAAGAAUGAAAUUGACGUUGUAAAAACUAAUCUGAAGAAUGCUAUGGAAAAAGUUACCAACACUUUGGUAAGAAGUUCGUCUAAGUCUGGAUACACUGGCUUCGGUUUGAAGUACACCACCAAUUUGAAAUUUCAUGGUUUGAAAUUAGGAGAGUUUGACUUAGAGAUUGUUGAUUCUGUCGAUCAUCUUUUUAAAUGCAGCCGAUUUGAGAAAAUCAGGAAACAUUUUGAAGGCGAGAAAGCUUUGAGAUUUAUAGGAAGGGCAUCCCGCUUAGUGAAAUUGAAUAAAUAUAUUAAAUUCCAGGCCGGAGGAGGCAUCGGUGGGGCACUUUCUUCUGAUAAAGACAAAUUUGCUCUUCAGCUUCAAGUGUAUGCGCAAUUUCUUGGAAUGAAGGCGACGACAGAUCUUUUUAUAACCAAAAACGGUUUAUACACUUACACGGAAGGGAACAUAUGGGACAUAUUCUUGGCACAAUUAGAUGUUUCGGCAGAGAUGAAAUCAGAAUGGCAUAACAUUGUUUAUAAAAUAAAAGGACGUUUUGUUGCAAAGAAUAGGAAAAGGAGACAAAUACAAACACGAAGCGACUCAUUCGAAGACAGUUAUUUAGACGCACUUAAAAAAGUUGUAAAUACCAUUGCCGAUAUGGCUAAGAAACGAUUAAGCCAGGUUCAGGAAGGACUCACAGCUGCCCAGGGAGGACUUUCAAAGGCACAGAAUUGGCUUGAAGAAAAGAAAGUUGUUGUUAGAAGAGCUAAUGAAAAGUUUGACAGUGCUGUUGCUGCACUAGGAAGAGCUAAAGAUAAGUUAGAUGCCGCUAAGAAGCCAUUUACGAAUUGUAUGCUUAAAGUUCCAGAUCCUAUAUGCCUUGCUGCCAAUCUGGCUUGCAGAAUUGUACGAGGAGCAGCAUACUUAGCUCUGGAAGCAGUGAAAAUAUUUGUAAGAGCUCCAAUGCUUGCCUUUGAUGUUGCUAAAGGUGCAGUUUCUGUAGCCCAGUUUGUCGUUGAUAAAUCGCGUGUAGUUUUGGAUGUUGCAGUGGGUUUGCUCGACAUGGCCCAGACAGGUUUAGAGUAUGCAAAAGGUGUCCUUGAAGCAGCUAAAGUUGUAUUAGAGGGAGUUAAAAUCGCUAUCGGAGUUGCUGCGAAAGUUCUUGAAUUUGUUAUAGAUGUCGGAUUAAAGAAUUUACUUGACGUGAGAAAUUGUGGUUUCAAUGUUCAAUUGUCAACUCACGAUCUAUCGGUAUUCGACAUAUUUUGCGACGUUAACGCCUUUAGAUUAGGAUGGAAAACUAUAACUAUUAGAAUCAACUUCAAAAAUAUCGUGCAGAGUUUAUGGAACGCGGCACGAGCUACAAUCGAUAUGCUGAGUAAAUUAAUUGGCGGAAUUGGAAGAAAACGUAGAGAACUGGAAUUCAGAGCGUCUGCAAAAAUGCACGCUUAUCUGCGGAAUAUUAGGGAGGCUGAAGUAGAAAACGGUACAUAUCAAUAUUCCAAUGACAGUUACGACAGUAUAGAUAUUGUAGAUGAAAUUCUUGGAUUUGAAAACAACACUGACAACGAUUACGACAGCCGGAAAAUCAUUUUCAAGGAAAAAUGCAAAACGACCUCUUAUUUGAUGAAAUUUAUGCAAGAGGCGUUUGGAUCAUUGAAUGAAAUUGUGAAUGAAUCAAAACAUUACCUGGAUGAAAUGUCCUCUCUGAACGAUCAGCUUCAGCAGUUCACUAUUGACGGCCUCGCUGAAAAUAUGACACUGGAUAACGCAGGAAUUAGUAGAGACUAUGCAGAACGUGAUUAUAACAUGACUGAAGAUGACUUGAACAGAGCAUUGAACGAAUCAAAAGCAGCUCUUAUGAAUGACCCACUUCUUCGUGAAAUUAAUUCUUCAACUACACUUGCAAUGGAAAACUUAAACGCAGAAAAGGAUUCUAUAGAAUCAAUAAAUUUUCUUGAGAUUUGGUUGGAUGCCAUGUCAAAUACUUCAAGUGAAUACUUCAAUGCUACCGAAUGCAGCGGUUUAAAAGACUGUGUUCGGUAUGCGAUAUCGGAAUUAUAUGCUGCCUACGAAGCGGAAGAUUUUCCGAAUAUAGAUAACGUUAGGCAAUCCAUCCUUAACCUUGAAUCUAUUUUGAUUGAAGUAUUCCAGAAUCAAUCGUCCUUGAUAGAAGAGUCAACCGUUGCCAUGGACAACAUCAUGUCAAAUGUGACUUACUUAGAGGAAGUCAAUCCGUUUUGCUCGGAGGCACCUGUAUUUCAGACGGAAUUGAAAAACCAAACAGUACUAAAUGGAACAGAUGUGGUAUUUACUUGUAACGUGUUAGGUAGUCCGUAUCCAAAGAUCCAGUGGUUCAUGAAUAACGAAAUUUUACCAAAUAAAACGUCAAUAGAGCUGAUCAUUGCGAAUGUGACUGUCAAUGACAGCGGAGAAUACACCUGCCUGGCUGGAAACGUGGUAGCGAACAUAACAUCAAGAGUUGCUUACCUUAAAGUUGUUACCUACGAUGACGAUGAAUGUGAGACGAAUCAAGGUGGAUGUGAACAAAUGUGUGAAAAUUUUAUUGGUUCCUAUGUAUGUCGAUGUUUCCAUGGUUACAAGCUAAAUGAUGAUGCGAAAACAUGCUCCGAUGUAGAUGAGUGUCUAAUUGGAGCAGGAAACUGCGAACAAACAUGUCUGAACAGUCUUGGUUCUUACUACUGUGACUGCAAAGACGGUUUUGUGAUGGACAUUCCUGUCAAAGUAGAUGAUGCAGGUUUGGAUGAUCGAACGAUAGCGUUGAUGGUUUCAAUAAAUGUGCUGGGUGUUGCGGUUUUUGCUGCAGUAGCUGCCUUUACGUACUUUAAGCGAAAGGUUCCAAAGAUCUUACCCGAGAAUGAAAAAGAAGUUGAGCUUACUCCUGUCAAGCCAUUUAUAUAUGGGCCAAUUGCUGAAGUUUAUGGCAUGGACACAAAAUGUGAUGUCUGUGUACUUAAUCAAAUUGAAAGUUGCACAGAAAACGUUGAAAUAGCCUGCGAAAAAGGGUCUAAAACCAAAGUUGUGAAGGGGACCAUCUGUAUACACGAAGUAUGUGGCGUGUUCAGGCAUGCUUAUUGCACAAUAGGAGGUCGGUGGGUUGAUCAAGAUGGGAAAGAAGUGAGACGAAAUGUUGACCAAGAAUGUAAUGAUGAAGAAUACAAGUUCGAUCCUAAAAACAAACAAGUUCGUGUAAAGAGGGGAUGGUUCCGUAGAAGACGAAGAUCACCACCGCCUCCUCCGCCCAACUGUGGACAACCUGGCACUAUAGCACAUGCUAGUUUACACGUGACAAGUAUAUCACAAGGUGGCGUGGCCACAUACACGUGUCACUCUGGUUACGGACAUACAGCGGGCUCCUUGACACGUACCUGCCAAUCAAAUGCACGAUGGUCUGGCAGCCCACCGACAUGUUCAUAUAUGAAUUCUUGCAGCAGCAGUCCAUGCAAGAAUGGAGGCACGUGCAGAAAUAUUCCUAACUCUUAUACAUGCAGUUGCCCGAGCAUUUGGAAAGGCUCGCGAUGUGAAAUCGAUACCGACGAAUGUGCCUCAACAUCGCUGAACAAAUGUAAUCAAAAAUGUAGCAACACCUAUGGUUCUUUCACGUGCUCAUGUAAUACCGGAUAUCGUCUGCUUCCUGACAGGCAUACAUGCACAGAUAUCGACGAGUGUGCUGAGAAAACUUCCGGAUGUGCUCACACAUGCGCAAAUACAGCUGGUUCCUUUACAUGUUCCUGUAGAGAGGGUUUCGAAUUAUCAUCAGAUGGAAAAUCUUGUCAAGACAUUGACGAAUGUGCACGAGGAACUUCCGGUUGUGAACAAAACUGUACCAAUACGGUUGGUUCUUUUACUUGCUCUUGUAAAACUGGAUACAAGCUCGCAAUCAACGGGAAGUCUUGCGCAGACGUAGACGAGUGUACAGACGGAACUGCACCAUGUGAUGUGUAUUGUACAAACACUAAAGGAUCAUAUCACUGCUCAUGUGAGAAGGGAUAUGUGCUCAAUGCAGAUGGCAAAACAUGUGAAGACCAGGAUGAGUGUGCUACAGGAAAUGGGUCAUGUGAUCAAGUGUGUCUUAAUCAACCGGGUUCAUUUACUUGUGAAUGCCAUACAGGGUAUAUUCUUUCAACAGACGGACGCGCAUGCGCAGACAUAGAUGAAUGUACAAAAGAUGUGGAUGGAUGUUCCCAUAAUUGUACGAAUACAGAGGGAUCUUUCAAGUGUAGUUGCCUAAGUGGGUAUGAGUUACAGCCCGAUCAGAAAACAUGUACAGAUAUUGAUGACUGUAAAGGAAUUAUAUGUCAACAUGGCGGCACAUGUCGGGACGGUUUGAAUUUCUACUCUUGCACAUGUGCAGAAGGAUACACAUCAACCCAUUGUGAAAAAGAUGUAAAUGAGUGUUCCAUUCAUAACGGGGGAUGUCAGGAUGCGUGUAUAAACACAGACGGCUCAUACUACUGUGGAUGUUAUGAUGGUCGGCAGUUGAAGCCUGAUGGCCGCUCGUGUUCCGGAGGUGAUCGUGACACAGUAUUUGAACGAUUUGAAAUUGCUGAUGGAAAAUUACCAAAGGCUUGUUUUGUGCUGCCAUUGGCACAUUGUACAGAUGGCAAGGGCCUUGGCACCCAGCUCACCUCUACAUCAGAAUGGUACAGUCUUACAGCAGAUUCUGCAACGUCCUUCACCUUGAGAAUAGCCUUUAUCAAGGUCAAUGACUUGUCGUUACCAGUAUCAGUUGAAGGCCUUGAAGUUACAGUUUCCUCGGGCGAAUUUCAGCUCAGUUAUGGUACCAAAUACAACUCCAGUGAAGGAACCAUUAUUAAAAAUGACGAAACACCAGAAAAUUGCAAAUCAUUUGAAUUAGUUGAAUCAGAUAUAUUUGAAUUUAUAUCGGCUGGUUCCUUUUUGAAAACGUAUUUGCUGAACUUGUUCCCGGCUUUACCAAACUGGAUCAAAUUUGAAAAGACGCGCGAGUCAGUUUUAGCAAUCCAAGAUCUGAGGAGUGAUUUAGUUUAUGGAAGACACAUGGAACAAACAACCUGGUGUGAGGGGGCACCUGUACUUGAAGAUCAUCUUUAUAGCGUAUUCAGAUUUGGUUCAACAUUUUCUCUAGAAGUUAUGGGAGACAAAAUAAAAGUUCCAAAUCCUCUAGCGGGUCAUAAAUUUUGCUUCAUUAUUGACCUAUGCCACAGCAACGGUGGAAGUAUAUUUUUCAUGGUACCAGAAGAAUCGAGAAAUCUCCUGGAGAGCAUUAAUAUGUUCAAACUGCUUAAACAGGAAGAUAAAUUGACCAUUCAUCCAAGAGGCAUUGGUUUUUCUAUAGUGAAUGGGAUUAAUGUUAACCACGAUACAACAGAGCUUCAGUUAUGGAAUGGAGACGCCAUGUUUCAGUACCCAGUAUUUCCAAAGGGAGAUUUUUGGAUAGGAGCCGAUGUUGUGAAAAAUGAUACAAAACUGUUGGUGAAAGGGAGUGCAGAUAUAUUUAUCGGCUUGCCAAACAUAGAAAUAAUGCUAACAUCCAUAUUUCUAGAUGAGUGGAGUGGAUACGUGCGCCUCACAUUGUCAGCAUCACCUACACUAAAAUUCAAACUUUUUGGGAACCAAUAUGCAGUAACGUUCAAAAAUCUUGUUACAUCUGAAAUGAAUCUCUACCUUUCCGUUGGCGGUCCUCGUCGUGUUUGGUGUGGGGAGAAGGCCAAUCCACCAGGGUUCUUCUUUUCUCUCCGGCUGGAAAUCAAUCCAUUUAAGGGUGUUCCGAUUUUGGCAGACUGGGGUAUCUCAAAUACUCACAAAGCAUACGGAUUUGUUACCUACGAGCCUCCUCAAGCAGUCCUUGAUAUCAACAUUAAAGAAGAUAUACUGAACUUCAAAGAUAUAUUAGAUCGACUGAAAGUUCGUUUUAGAAUAGAACUUAAAAAGCUAGGCAUCAUUUUUAGGAAUACGACACUAAUCUUGGCUGAUGAUAUUGAAAUCAACAUUGAAACAAUGAAAAGUCUUGUAUCCGAUCUUUUGGAUGAUAUUCUAUCAGGUAACUGGAAAGAAAAGAAACGAAUUUUAGAGCAACUAUGGCAGGAAUUCCAAAAAAUUGAACACAAAGCUAAAUUAUUCUUUGAUGACACAGAAUUUAUAGCUCAGAACGCGUUUAAGAACCUUACAAAUAUCAUUAAGAAUGAAAUUGACGUUGUCAAAAGUAAUCUGAAGAAUGCUAUGGAAAAAGUUACCAACACUUUGGUAAGAAGUUCGUCUGAGUCUGGAUACACUGGCUUCGGUUUGAAGUACACCACCAAUUUGAAAUUUCUUGGUUUAAAAUUAGGAGAGUUUGACUUAGAGAUUGUUGAUUCUGUCGAUCAUCUUUUUAAAUGCAGCCGAUUUGAGAAAAUCAGGAAACAUUUUGAAGGCGAGAAAGCUUUGAGAUUUAUAGGAAGGGCAUCCCGCUUAGUAGUAUUGAAUAUAUUUAUUAAAUUCCAGGCCGGAGGAGGCAUCGGUGGGGCACUUUCUUCUGAUAAAGACAAAUUUGCUCUUCAGCUUCAAGUGUACGCGCAAUUUCUUGGAAUGAAGGCGACGUCAGACCUUUUUAUAACUAAUAACGGUUUAUACAUUUACACGGAAGGGAACAUAUGGGACAUUUUCUUGGCACAAUUAGAUGUUUCGGCAGAGAUGAAGUCAGAAUGGCAUCACAUUGUUUAUAAAGUAAAAGGACGUUUUGUUGCAAAGAGCAGGAAAAGGAGACAAAUACAAACAAGAAGCGACUCAUUCGAAGACAGUUAUUUAGACGCACUUAAGAAAGUAGUAAAUACCAUUGCCGAUAUGGCUAAGAAACGAUUAAGCCAGGCUCAGGAAGGACUCACAGCAGCCCAGCGAGGACUUUCAAAGGCACAGAAUUGGCUUGAAGAAAAGAAAGCUGUUGUUAGAAGAGCUAAUGAAAAGUUUGACAGUGCUGUUGCUGCACUAGGAAGAGCAAAAGAUAAGUUAGAUGCCGCUAAGAAGCCGUUUGAAGAUGCGUUGAGAAAACUCAAUGCAGCUCAAAGAAAAGUAGAUAAUCUUUGUCGAAUCCGAUCAUGCAGGAAAUUUUGCAUUCCAGGAAUUAAAUGUAGGAUAUGUCGUAAAAAAGUUGGAUGGGUUAAAAUUCCAUACCCUUGCUGCAGAAAAACGAGUUGUAUGAUUAAAAUUCCAGAUCCUAUAUGCCUUGCUGCCAAUCUGGCUUGCAGAAUUGUACGAGGAGCAGCAUACUUAGCUCUGGAAGCAGCAAAAAUAUUUGUAAGAGUUCCAAUGCUUGCUUUUGAUGUUGCUAAAGGUGCGGUUUCUGUAACCCAGUUUGUCGUUGAUAAAUCGCGUGUAGUUUUGGAUGUUGCAGUGGGUUUGCUCGACAUGGCCCAGAUAGGUUUAGAGUAUGCAAAAGGUGUCCUUGAAGCAGCUAAAGUUGUAUUAGAGGGAGUUAAAAUCGCUAUCGGAGUUGCUGCGAAAGUUCUUGAAUUUGUUAUAGAUAUCGGAUUAAAGAAUUUACUUGACGUGAGAAAUUGUGGUUUCAAUGUUGAAUUGUCAACUCACGAUUUACCGGUAUUCGACAUAUUUUGCGACGUUAACGCUUUUAGAUUAGGAUGGAAAACUAUAACUAUUAGAAUCAACUUCAAAAAUAUCGUGCAGAGUUUAUGGAACGCGGCACGAGCUACAAUCGAUAUGCUGAGUAAAUUAAUUGGCGGAAUUGGAAGAAAACGUAGAGAACUGGAAUUCAAAGCAUCUGCAAAAAUGCACGCUUAUCUGCGGAAUAUAAGGGAGGCUGAAAUAGAAAACGGUACAUAUCAAUUUUCCAAUGACAGUUACGACAGUAUAGAUAUUGUAGAUGAAAUUCUUGGAUUUGAAAACAACACUGACAACGAUUACGACAGCCGGAAAAUCAUUUUCAAGGAAAAAUGCAAAACAACCUCUUAUUUAAUGAAAUUUAUGCAAGAGGCGUUUGGAUCAAUGAAUGAAAUUGUGAAUGAAUCAAAACAUUACAUGGAUGAAAUGUCCUCUUUGAAUGAUCAGCUUCAGCAAUUCACUAUUGACGGUCUCGCUGAAAAUAUGACACUGGAUAAUGCAGGGAUUAGUAGAGACUAUGCAGAACGUGAUUAUAACAUGACUGAAGAUGACUUGAAUAGGGCAUUGAACGAAUCAAAGGCAGCUCUUAUGAAUGACCCACUUCUUCGUGAGAUUAAUUCUUCAACUACACUUGCAAUGGAAAACUUAAACGCAGAAAAGGAGUCUAUAGAAUCGAUAAAUUUUCUUGAGAUUUGGUUGGAUGCCAUGUCAAAUACUUCAAGUGAAUACUUCAAUGCUACCGAAUGCAGCGGUUUCAAAGACUGUGUUCUGUAUGCGAUAUCGGAAUUAUAUGCUGCAUACGAAGCGGAAGAUUUUCCGAAUAUAGAUAACGUUAGACAAUCCAUUCUUAACCUUGAAUCUAUUUUGAUUGAAUUAUUCCAGAAUCAAUCGUCCUUGAUAGAAGAGUCAGCCGUUGCCAUGGACAACAUCAUGUCAAAUGUGACUUACUUAGAGGAAGUCAAUCCGUUCUGCUCGGAGGCACCUGUAUUUCAGACGGAGUUGAAAAACCAAACCGUACUAAAUGGAACGGAUGUGGUAUUUACUUGUAACGUGUCAGGUAGUCCGUAUCCAAAGAUCCAGUGGUUCAUGAAUAACGAAAUUUUACCAAAUGAAACGUCAGUAGAGCUGAUCAUUGCGAAUGUGACUGUGAAUGACAGCGGAGAAUAUAACUGCCUAGCUGGAAACGUGGUGGCGAACAUAACAUCAAGAAUGGCUUACCUGAAAGUUGUAACCUACGAUGACGACGAAUGUGAGACGAAUCAAGGUGGAUGUGAACAAAUGUGUGAAAAUUUUAUUGGUUCCUAUGUAUGUCGAUGUUUCGAUGGUUACAAGCUCAAUGGUGAUGCGAAAACAUGCUCCGAUGUAGAUGAGUGUCUAAUUGGAGUAGCAAACUGCGAACAAACAUGUCUGAACAGUCUUGGUUCUUAUUCUUGUGAAUGCAAAGACGGUUUUGUGCUGGACGGUGAUGGACAUUCCUGUCAAAAUGAUGCAGGUUUGGAUGACCGAACGAUAGCGUUGAUGGUUUCAAUAUGUGUGCUGGGUGUUGCGGUUAUUGCUGCAGUAGCUGCCUUUACGUACUUUAAGCUCAGGACUCCAAAAAUAUUACCUGAGAACGGAAAAGAAGUCGAACUUACUCCUGUCAAGCCAUUUACAUAUGGGCCAAUUGCUGAAGUAGAAUAUGGACCAUCAAAGCCUGUUUUCAAGACAUUAGAGUCACAAAAUAUCGGAAACGCCAAAGAAUGAAAAUCUUAAAGAUUAGAAGACGUCCCAGGGCCACGACAGAUUUAUGUUUUCACAAGGAUAAACUUUUAAAUGAUGUAUAAGCUUUUAAAAGCAGAUGUUUGCGAUUGAAUCCAGACUAUUAAAGACAAGGAAAAUCAAACCUCACUAGAAUGAAAACAGCUGUUUUUUGUUCUCAAGAGGUUUCUUCUUCUGAAGAGAUUUAUUUACUAAGAAUUUUGUCUAAUGUGAUGGAAAACUUUGCCUUUGAAUGCAAAUAUUGUUAUUAAGAUGUGUUGCUUACUUAUAUUAAUCUGUAUAUUUAUUUUAAAACAAAAUACAGCUGGGAUGGUUUUAAUCAAUGUGCAACUGUUAAUCAUCAUUUCUUUAUUUGUUUUUAACGGAAUGUUAAGAUUGUUCGAUAAUUUGAUUUAUCAUUAGGCUUUAUAGAUAGCAAGCCGCUGUCUUGUUAUCUAUGUUUUAUUGUUUCUAUAUUUAUUCCUUUGAUUCCGGCAUGUUAAAUGACUCGUCGAAGUCAGUAAUGUGUUUAAAUAUCAGAGCAUUAUUAACCUGUUUGAUCGUACUUUUUAGAUCUGAACUCUACGCACACGUUUAUCAGUUAAAAACAUAAGAUAUUUAUGGUUAACAAAUGGAAAAUAUAUUUGUUGGUAAUGAGCUACCUUUGAGUUGACAUUCUGUAUACAUGUACUUUAAUUAUCUUUUUAUCUAGUUGCUAGCUGUUUACUUUCAUUUUUGUUUUGAUUUUGUCCACACACAUUUGCAUCUAUUUCCCAUGUAUUACGUUUUGGUAUUGCAUAUAAUAUCAACACAGGCCGGUUUAAAUUGAAAGUAUACGAAUUCACCCAAUAUGGUUUCUCAACAGGGUUUCAGUAUGUCUUAUGUCAAGUAAGCUAAUAACACAUGUCAUAUUGUUCCAUAUUCAAUCUGAACCUCAGUUUCUUCUAUGCUAUAGUUUUGAUUUGAUUUACUAGUCUCCUUCACAUUACUUAUGGACUUCAGUGUAUGUGGUAUAUAUUUUGUUAUUAAAUAAUAUAUAAUAUA
Molecule: messenger RNA, 13914 nt
Organism: Mercenaria mercenaria
Lineage: Eukaryota; Metazoa; Mollusca; Bivalvia; Venerida; Veneridae
Exons: 45
Coding region: 1-12876 (4291 amino acids)
Molecular function (GO): calcium ion binding
Source: RefSeq, a predicted model, not a curated record